GUAGUGAGCGCCUCCUGUCAAUUAUUUUUAACUUCAAUCGACGCGCCGCUCAAUAUCAACCGCCUCUCGAGUCCUGGCCUAUGAAGCUCACGAUAAGCAGGACAAUAACAAACCCCGGCUAUUGUUGUGUAUUCCGCAAGCCUCUCGGUUAUAGCUCGUUUCUUGCAUUUUAUUCUCGCAGUCUUUGUUUUUUGUUUGUUUGGUUCCUUGGAAAGGUCUUUACGCGCGCGUACCAGUCCGUCUAGAUAUUCGGCACAAUGGACUUUCUCAAGUCGACAAUCGCAUCAAUCGCUGCAAAAGCAAACUCAGCAUUCCCGUAUACCCUGGGAGAGAAAAUUGAGUUCCAGAAUGAUACUAUAUGGAAUCUUUAUCAUGCUACGCGUCGUAGCGAUAGUCAGGCGUGCUGCGUGUUCGAGUUUGACAUCAACACCCAGCGAAGCCGGCUACCACUUGCGCGGAACGCGAUGAAAAAGCUGCGCACCAUGCGGUUCCCGGGUAUUAUCAAAGUGCUUGAUACAUACGAGAGCGAGCAAUCGAUUCUGAUUGCUACCGAGUCUGUUGUUCCCCUCGACGUCGUGCUUCAGAACCGAGAACUUAUGAACGGCGAGACAAUCAAAUGGGGUCUCUACCAGGUUGCAAACACCGUGAAAUUCAUCAACGUCGACGCGUCCUCGAUCCACGGAAAUAUCCGGCAAUCGUCGAUAUUCAUCUCUGAUAGCGGCGAGUGGAAACUUUCAGGCUUUGAGCUUCUGACGUCUACGAAGGAAGACGAACCUGUGAUUUAUACUUUUGGUGGGCUUGUUCCUGAUUCUCGGCGGUUCGCGGCGCCGGAGGUUAAUAAAGGCGGAUGGGAAAUUUUGAAAAAACAACCUCACCACCUGGUCGACUCUUAUCUCUUUGGCGUCUUGAUCUUUGAGAUUUUCAAUGGCCGAUUCUCAACUGCAGAUCAGCUACAUUCAUCUACUCGAAAGCAGAUUCCCGCCGAGCUUUUUGGCGCCUUCAAGAAGCUAGUACAAGCCAAUCCCCGGCAGCGCGCAAGCGUCAAGCAGCUCAUCGAUGUAGGAAAGGAAGACAGCAAAGUCACCCCCGGCGGUGGCUUCUUCAGAACAGACAUGAUCCACCUAUCCGAGAACGUCGACAACCUGAACGUGCAGAACGAGUCCGAGCGCGACGCGUUCGUGCGAGAUUUCAACCGCGUCAAGUCUAAGUUCCCGCCAAACUACCUGCGAUUGAAGGUUUUGCCGCAGAUUGUCAGUUGCAUCGAGUUUGGAAGCGGCGGACCGAAGCUGUUUCUGCUGAUGCUCGAUAUCGCGCAAAAUAUGGAGCAGGAAGAGUUUCAGACCACUGUCACGCCGACUAUUGUCAAGCUUUAUUCCUCACCUGAUCGGACUGUUCGAAUCGCGCUUCUUGAAAAUCUUCCAAAGUACAUCGAGAAGGUGCCAAACAAGAUUAUAAACGACAAGAUCUUUCCUGAAGUGCUGACCGGAUUCUCCGACCUUGCGCCGGCGAUCAGAGAGCAGACCGUGAAGUCGGUGCUGAUUUUCGUGCCUAAGCUUUCCGAUCGAAAUAUCAACAACGAUCUCCUGCGAAGUCUGGCUCGAACACAGAACGACGAGCAACCCGGAAUCAGAACAAAUACCACGGUCUGCCUAGGAAAAAUUGCGCAUAAUCUCGGUCCUCAUACGCGGUCGCGCGUGUUGACUACGGCAUUCACAAGGUCUCUCAAGGAUCCCUUUGUGCAUGCUCGCAACGCUGCUCUGAUGGCGUUGGCGGUCACGGUCGAUAUCUUCACUCCUGAGGACUGCUGUUUCAAACUUCUCCCGGCAAUUUGCCCCAGUUUGCUGGACAAGGAGAAGAUCGUGCGGACACAGGCACACAAGACGCUCGAAAUCUAUCUUGGAAAGGUCAACAGCCACGCGGCGGCGAUGCCGGACGCGGGCUCGACUCAACCGCUGUCUUCGGCGCCGAACUCGGGCGCGGCGACACCAAAGCCGUCGGAUCAGACAGAAGGCGCUGAGACUACUAGCGAGUCUUCCUGGGGUGGCUGGGGAGCGAUUAACGGUCUCGCCAAGCGCUUGGUAAACGACGAGACCGGCGAGCCAGAUCAUGGAGUGCCUCUUCCCCGAGCCUCAAGCGAGUCUUCUGGUUCUGGACAUGUCAAGAACGGAAGUGGACUGCUCAGUCCCGGCUCAUCCGUCACUCGUCCGUCUUCGUCUGCUUCCUCGCUCGGGUUUGGAAGCUCGAGUGCUAAAUUCGAGCCGGAAGAGGCAGAUGACGACGAUGACUUUGGAUGGGGCGACCUGGACGGUGACCACUCGACGACCAACGGCAAGGCGGCCGACAAGGCAGCGGAUGAUGAAGACGAUGACUGGGCCAGCUUCGAUACUGUGAAGCCCGCGCGCACCAUCACCGCAUCGAAGCCAGCGCCAGCUAAAGCUGCGCCAGCUCGGACUGUCGCAGCGUCGACUGCUUCUACGAGAGUGCCGGCUAGCAGUAAGCCGAGCACGCUCUCCUCGAGCGCGCGGUCUGCUACCAGUACGGUCAAGAAGACAGCUACGGGAGCAAAGUCGCACUCUAUAGCCGCGCACAAGGAGCAGAAGAAGGGAUCUAAAUUUAUGGAUACUGGUCUCGACGACCCCGACGACGGAUGGGGCGAUGGCUGGUAAAAUUGGAGAGGAGUAGGCAUGGAGUAUUUUUAAUGAAGAAGCAAUAAUAGUUCUAAUUUCACGAUCAUUUACGGC
Myxozyma melibiosi is the source of this 2741-nucleotide messenger RNA. RefSeq names its product armadillo-type protein. Gene Ontology annotation, biological process: protein phosphorylation; tRNA export from nucleus. Gene Ontology annotation, molecular function: ATP binding; protein kinase activity. Gene Ontology annotation, cellular component: cytoplasm. Bases 258 to 2666 code for a protein of 802 amino acids. The record is from RefSeq and is a predicted model, not a curated record. The transcript is spliced from 5 exons. Lineage: Eukaryota; Fungi; Ascomycota; Lipomycetes; Lipomycetales; Lipomycetaceae.